ACGUUCCCAUCAGAGCGACCUGCAGCAGCCACAGCAGCAGCAGCAGCAGCAGCAGCAGCAGUGCAGCCUCAGCUCGUCCCGCCGCUGCCCUGCCAUCACUCUAACACUCACCUUUAACCUGCAGGACACCUGGAGGAUCGGGGGGGCUGCAGCCGGACGUCUCUGACUUGAAGGGAUUUUGAAACUGAGGAACAUAAAGGAGGGAAGACGAGCUCCUGGAUGUCGUUUGGCUCGCGGGGAUUUUUUUUUCCCCCCGUUCCCCAAGGUGUCAUCACCUGGAUUCUCUCCUGAGACUUUUCUUCUUCUUCGUGGUGGAAAGUUUGAGAAAGGACAUUAAGUGAAUUGAUUUUUCUUCCUGUUAUCUUUUUCCGUGUGGGACAGACACUGUGGGAAAACAUGUUGUGCUCCAGGAGAGUCCUGCAGCAGUGGUGCUUUGCUCUUUUCCUGCUCUGCUCUCCGGUGCCGCACUUCGGACGUCCGAUCGAUGCCCUGAGCAGCAGAAUAAAGCGCUCGGUGACUCACGCUCAGCUGAUGCACGACAAAGGUCGGACGCUGCAGGACUUUAAGCGUCGCAUGUGGCUGCAGGAGCUUUUGGAUGAAGUCCACACGGCGGAGAUCCGCGACCUUCCCGUCCGGACCACCGGAGGAGGCGGAAGCAGCAGUGGCGCCGGCGUCGGGCUGCCUGGGGUCAGCCUGGGCAUCAACCUGAGCACCACCGGCAGCACCCUGCACUCCAAACCGCCCGGAGGAACCAAGAACCUCCCCAUCACCUUCAGGCUGGAGGAGGAGGAGGGCACCAACCUGCCGCAGGAGACCAACAAGUCUCAGACGUACAAAGACGGCGUCCUCAAAGCACCCGGCAUUAAGAGGAAGAAGAAAGGGAGGUCUGGGAAGAGGAGGGAAGGAGAGAAGAGGAAGAGGAGGGCACGUUCACUGGGGUGGAGGCUGGAGGACGAACCCGGGAGUGGACUCCACCUGGAGUGGAGGUCUCUGCUCGGCCUGCAGAGGGCGCUGCUUUAAAACGCUGUCAGUCUCUGACAAAGAAGCCUACGGACAGUUGGAGUGGACUCCUAAAUACUCAUGUUACAGUCGUCUGUAAUGGUGAUUAUUUGGAAAGAAAUUGGAAAAUAUUUAUUGUCUGUAAAUAUUCUAAAUAUAGCAGAAUAGAUAGCAGAAUAUGAUAAAAAAAAAAAACUUAUUUGAUGCUCUGUGGGGCAACAGAUUUUAAUCUUUGUGAAUCCUUGCUUUUUUCUUUUUUUAUUCCAAUUAUGUCAGAUUUUUUUGCGGUAAUUUAUUUUGUCUGAAUGGUGUAUUUAUUUUGUAAAUGUAUCGAGGUGCUGCUGACCCUCUAUAUUUUUGUACCAUAAUGCACUUUAGAUAUAUAAAUAUAAAUAUAUAUACCAUUAAUUUUGUUCAUUGACUUGUUUUUGUGGUUGAUUGAAAUGAAGAAAAAACGACAGUCGUCAUUCUGUGUUACUUUUCCGUUUGAUUCUUUACCCUUCGCUCUGUUCAGACGUCCACUUUUUUGUUUCUUUGCUGCUGUUUUUCAGAUGUUUUGUUUCGUUGUCUCACCUUUUUGUGUCGGACCCUCCUGCUGCCUUCAGUGUCUCUGUUUCCUCCACAGCCGCUCUGCUUCUCAAUGCAAAAGUUCAUACUUGUACAUAAACCAAACACGGCUCGAUAUUGUUGUUUUUGGCACUUGCACUGAGAUAAACACCCUGUACUGAACGGAUUAAACAUUUGA
This is a messenger RNA of Seriola aureovittata, 1744 nucleotides long. RefSeq names its product parathyroid hormone-like hormone a (gene pthlha). Gene Ontology annotation, biological process: regulation of chondrocyte differentiation; adenylate cyclase-activating G protein-coupled receptor signaling pathway; bone mineralization. The coding region runs from base 397 to 1020 and encodes 207 amino acids. Gene Ontology annotation, cellular component: extracellular region. NCBI's taxonomy places the organism in Eukaryota, Metazoa, Chordata, Actinopteri, Carangiformes, Carangidae. The record is from RefSeq and is a predicted model, not a curated record. Gene Ontology annotation, molecular function: hormone activity; peptide hormone receptor binding. The transcript is spliced from 4 exons.